GAAGGGCGUUUGCAGGCUCAUCCAAUGAAUUAAUUUCCUUACAAUAUGUGCGUGUUCUCAUCUAUGGAAACCAAGGAAAGUCAAUGAGUCAGUUGUCACAUAACUUUCGCUGCAUUGAAGUGGUUUAUUAGUUGCCAUAAAGACGAAAGAGAUAUUUUCCGGGCAGCUGGGCAAUACCCACGUGCCACGUGUUACCUAUGCCUCCACCACCACUCUCUGCUGCAUAUGUUUGGAUUGGCUCCCAUUAUUUGGUGCCCCACUGCUACAACGUCAACGUCCUUUCUCCGGCAACACUCGCCUCGUUAUUCUAAGCUGAAAAGGGCGGAGAAAAUCGAAGUGAGAGCUGACGAAUACAGGUAUUAUUGAUUCAACUGAAGAGGGUAAAUAGUUCUCUUCAAUUCUCCGACGGUUGUUGCGAGUGUCGGUAAUAAUUGAGGAUGAGUAUGGCGGUGCUCUACAAUCCCGUCAAUCCAUCAAUCGGUGUAUAUUCGCGAACUCAUUUUCCGUUUCUGGUCUGCCCCUCUCUGACGUCAAAACCACUGUUGAGAAGCCAGGAGGUAGGCGGUUUGAGGAAACCUAUCAGAGCAGGAACCGGCGGCGGAGCUGAAUCUCAUAAAACGGAAACAGUCGGAAACUCGCGGCCGCCGUCGCAAGGGAAGAAGCUGAGGAUUCUGGUGGCCGGCGGCGGAAUUGGAGGUCUGGUUUUCGCGCUGGCGGCGCAGAAGAAAGGUUUCGAAGUUGUAGUGUUCGAGAAGGAUCUGAGCGCAAUAAGAGGGGAGGGGCAGUACAGAGGUCCGAUCCAGAUUCAGAGCAAUGCGUUGGCUGCUUUGGAAGCCAUUGACAUGGACGUUGCCGAAGAGAUUAUUAACGCUGGAUGCAUCACCGGCGAUCGGAUUAAUGGCUUGGUGGAUGGUAUUUCCGGCACUUGGUAUGUCAAGUUUGAUACCUUCACUCCGGCGGCGGAGCGGGGACUUCCGGUGACGCGAGUCAUUAGUCGAAUGACUUUGCAACAAAUCCUUGCCCGCGCAGUCGGAUCCAACGCCAUUAUGAACGAAUGCAAUGUAAUCGACUUCGAGGAUCAUGGAGAAAAGGUAACUGUGAGGCUCGAAAAUGGGGAGACUUAUGAAGGCGACCUACUUGUUGGCGCAGACGGGAUAUGGUCGAAGGUUAGGAAGAAUUUGUUCGGAGCGGCCGAUGCAAUUUACUCUGGCUACACUUGCUACACUGGAAUCGCGGAUUUUGUUCCCGCUGACAUCGAGACAGUUGGGUACCGCGUAUUCUUGGGGCAUAAGCAGUACUUUGUGUCCUCUGAUGUCGGAGGCGGCAAGAUGCAGUGGUAUGCAUUUCACAAUGAAUCACCGGGUGGUGUCGAUGCUCCAGGAGGUAAAAAGGAGAGGUUGCUUAAGCUGUUCGAGGGCUGGUGCGACAAUGUUAUAGAUCUGUUGCUCGCCACGGAUGAAGAUGCCAUUCUUCGGCGCGACAUUUAUGACAGGUCUCCGAUUUUCUCAUGGGGGAAGGGCCGCGUGACAUUGCUUGGCGAUUCGGUCCAUGCAAUGCAGCCAAACUUGGGUCAAGGAGGAUGCAUGGCCAUCGAGGAUGCAUAUCAACUAGCACUCGAGCUCGAUAAAGCAUGGAUGGAAAGCAGCAAGUCUGGAAACCCCGUCGAUGUAGUCCCUUCUCUACGGAGAUAUGAGAAUGCUCGAAAACUACGCGUUGCUGUUAUUCACGGCCUAGCAAGAAUGGCUGCAAUAAUGGCGUCGACUUACAAGGCUUAUCUCGGUGUAGGACUUGGUCCAUUGUCGUUUUUGACGAAAUUUAGAAUCCCACAUCCCGGGCGAGUUGGUGGGAGGUUGUUUAUUGACAUAGGCAUGCCGUUGAUGCUGAGUUGGGUUCUCGGUGGUAAUGGUUCGAAGCUUGAAGGGAGAGCCCUGCAGUGUCGACUAUCAGACAAAGCGAGCGAUGAUCUUCGAAGAUGGUUUACAGACGACGAUGCUCUUGAGCGAGCUCUAGAUGCAGAUUGGUUCCUGUUUUCGAUUGGAGACUCGACUGAAGCGCCUGAAAGCAUUUCCCUGAGUCGAGACGAGAAGAACCCCUACUUAAUCGGGAGUGUAGCACAUCCCAACUUCCCCGGAGUCUCGAUUGCUAUCCCUUCGCCUCAGGUUUCCAACAUGCACGCUCGGAUAAGCUACAAAGACGGAGCGUUUUAUGUGACUGACUUAAGGAGCGAACACGGCACAUGGAUUUCAGACAUCGAAGGCAGGCGAUACCGUAUUUCCCCCAAUGUUCAGACUCGCUUCCGCCCCACUGAUGCGAUCGAGUUUGGUUCAGAUAAAAAGGCGGCUUUUCGGGUUAAGGCACUGAAAAAUCCCCCGAAGACGAUGACGAAGAAGGCGAAGGACGACGACCAAGUUCUGCAGGCAGUGUAGAGAAGGAAGUUACAAACUCCAAGAAACCCAAGGUAAGAAACCUGUACAGGAUCGAUUCAUUGCUGCUGCAUUUUGUUAGCUGCGGAAGUAUACAUCUCUCUCUCUCUCUCUAUAUAUAUAUAUAUUUAUAUAUUUAUACAUACAAUACAUGAAAAUGGUUAAGGCCAACCUCCCGCUAAUGGAGGAUAAACUGUAUAUGAAGAUAUUUAUUGUCUCCUUGAUCUAAUUUGGGAAGAAAAUUUCUAUCUACUGUGGAAA
Messenger RNA from Andrographis paniculata, 2684 nucleotides. Its product is annotated as zeaxanthin epoxidase, chloroplastic. Gene Ontology annotation, molecular function: FAD binding; zeaxanthin epoxidase activity; protein binding. The record is from RefSeq and is a predicted model, not a curated record. Gene Ontology annotation, biological process: abscisic acid biosynthetic process. NCBI's taxonomy places the organism in Eukaryota, Viridiplantae, Streptophyta, Magnoliopsida, Lamiales, Acanthaceae. Gene Ontology annotation, cellular component: membrane; chloroplast. The transcript has 17 exons. Bases 438 to 2426 code for a protein of 662 amino acids.